This is a messenger RNA of Camelus dromedarius (Arabian camel), 1208 nucleotides long. RefSeq names its product fibroblast growth factor binding protein 1 (gene FGFBP1). Gene Ontology annotation, molecular function: growth factor binding. Lineage: Eukaryota; Metazoa; Chordata; Mammalia; Artiodactyla; Camelidae. Gene Ontology annotation, biological process: cell-cell signaling. The transcript is spliced from 2 exons. The record is from RefSeq and is a predicted model, not a curated record. Bases 140 to 853 code for a protein of 237 amino acids.
UCUAUCUGGGCACUUGUAUAAAAGGCCGUCCCUGCCUCAUACUGUGGACAAGACAGCUGUAAGCCUGCAAGCUCACUCCUACAUCUGGGAUCACACUGGAUCUGCAAACUCAGAGCCAGGUUCCCACCAAGCUGAAGCCAUGAGGGUCCAGAGCCUCACCCUUCUCUCCCUCCUCCUUCUGGCUGCUCUGGUGCUCUCGGUGGAGGCCGAAAAAGAAAGAAAGAAACGACAUGGCAGUAAAGCCAGCACAGAUAAAUUGCAUGCUCCGGGCAAGCCCCAGAUGGAGCCGAGAAGCCAGCCAUCCAAGCACCUGACCAAAGGCAAGUUUGUUACCCAAGACCACGCCAACUGCAGAUGGGCGGUGACUGAGCAGGAGGAGGGCAUUGCCCUGAAGGUCGAGUGCACUCGGCAGGACAAUAAGUUUUCCUGUUUCUUCACUGGCAAUCCAACCUCAUGCUUUGAGUCAAACCAAAAGAACGUCUAUUGGAAACAAAUUGGCCGGAACCUACGCUCUCAAAAGAUCAUCUGUGGGGACUCCAAGAGCGUCCUGAAGACCAGGGUGUGCAGAAAGAAGUUUCCAGAAUCCAAUCUCAAGCUGGUGAACUCCACUCUGAUUAGAAACCAGAAAUCCAGCCAGAAGUUAAUGAAGCCUUCUACCGAAGAGCAGAGUGAGGUCGAAAAGACCACCCUUUCCAGCCCAGCAAAGACUCAGACCACGGCCACCAAUUAUUCCAAGUGUGUGGAGGACCCAGACUUGGUAAACCAGAGGAAGAUAGCUUUAGACUACUGUGGGGAGUCCUGGAGCUUUUUCUGCAAUUUCUUCAUCUCCAUGAUACAGGGCAGUUCAUGUUAAUGAAGUCAAAAUUGAACAGAGCCCACUAGGAGGUGCCAUGUCAAAACUUUUCCAUGUGCUGUAAAGAUCUCCUGGUUACCUGUAAGAUGAACAUUUGUGCUAUGAGAGUGCAACAGUUUAUUUAAACAGAUUUUGUAAUUUUUGCUUUUGUGUUUUGGUAUUUGUUUUAUAUUCAUUUCCUGAGAUGUGAUUUCCAGAGGCUGUUGACCUCUGUAUGUUUCCAUGACCCCUAAAGCUAUGUUUAUAUGAGCACUAAGGACCAGUCUUUGAGCUGAAUGAGUCAGAGUGAUGAUUUCAGUUCAAUGCACUUUCUGCACAAUUAACAAACAUAAUAAAGCUCUGUGUGUUUUUCAGA